AUGGGGUGGAGCAGAAGAUCUAAGUAUGCUUUCGACGCGCUUCGAAACUUCACUUCAAAGAUUGUACCCAAAAAUCCAAUUCGCCCCACAAACCCAAUUCGAGAGUCCAUUCAAAAAACCAACCACCAGUUUUCUUCUACACCCAAUUUGAAUCAAUCUCGGGGUUCUGGGUUUGCUUUUUCUUCUUCACCAACUUGUAGGAUCUUGGGUUUUGAAUUUGGACUCGAGCAGAACCAAUACAGUCCUUUUCUUCAUGGUAUAAAAAGAUAUUACUCUGUGGAUCGAUCCAAAGUUAACCAUUUUUGGUCACGAGGGCCUCGAAGAUGGUACAAGAAACCAAGGAUAGUUUUGACUGUGACUUUGACUGUACCAUACACUAAUCGAAAGCAUUUCGUGCUUCUAUCGCCAGAGCUCGAGAAACAGCUGGGAGAGAAACAAUUUCAUCAAAUCAAAGCGGUGUUCAAAGAGAAAAUUCUUCUGGCAAUUCACCCAGAAAGUGUAAGGGUGAGAUUGAUAGCAAGACAUAAUCGAAGCUUUAGAGCAAUUUCAAAAGGCUAG
Messenger RNA from Ilex paraguariensis (yerba mate), 558 nucleotides. Lineage: Eukaryota; Viridiplantae; Streptophyta; Magnoliopsida; Aquifoliales; Aquifoliaceae. The record is from the annotation of a GenBank genome assembly.